Messenger RNA from Priapulus caudatus, 1183 nucleotides. RefSeq names its product 4-coumarate--CoA ligase 4-like. The record is from RefSeq and is a predicted model, not a curated record. The transcript is spliced from 7 exons. The coding region runs from base 66 to 1109 and encodes 347 amino acids. NCBI's taxonomy places the organism in Eukaryota, Metazoa, Priapulida, Priapulimorpha, Priapulimorphida, Priapulidae. Gene Ontology annotation, molecular function: CoA-ligase activity.
CGUACAGCUCCAACUGUCCUGAGUACGUGAUCCUCGUGCUAGCAGUUUACUCGCUAGGGGGCGUCAUGACCCACGCGUUGGCUGGAUGUCCUUCAGACGAGUUAAGAUACAAAUUAGGAAUUGCAAAGUCCUGUGGCACCGUGAAGUUCUGUGCUAUAGCCAACGAUAUGCUCACAACGGCCAAGGAAGUGAUCGAAUAUUGCACAAUGGGAGUGGUCCCGAUUUUAAUUGGGAGCGCUGUGAAUAAGGAUUUUAUACCUUUUACUGAUUUGCUGGAAGACAGCGGAGACGCAUUUCCUAAAGACAACCGUGUUGAAUCCGGUGACCUAGCCGUGGUGGUAUAUUCCAGCGGAACAACUGGCCCGCCGAAAGGCAUACCUUUGGCUCACAAACAACUCGUUUCCCACAUGACUGUGCCUAGAAUUACUAUGAGAGAAGGAGACAUUUAUCUACUAUCGACUCCUCUGUCACAUGCUGGCGCCACCUACAUGACAAUGAGUGCGUUGUCCCUCGGUGCGACGCUUUUGGCAUUACCUCAUCUUAGUGAUCCUGAGCACUACAGUAUAGCCAUUGAUAAGUAUAAGGCCACCUAUAUAUUCUGCAUUCCUCCACUGAUCGUCAGUCUAGUAAAGAAAGGUUACGAGCUACCAACACUACAACGCUGUGACACAGCUGGCAGUACCUGCAGUCCCACAGUUAUCAGAGAAGCUAGAAUUACGCAUCCGCACCUAGUUAUUAAUACUGGUCUCUAUGGAAUGAGUGAAAUCGGAUUUCUUAUAAACACCGCGUCAGAAACCGAACAAGCUAGUAACAAACGAGGAGUUCUUAUGGGAAAACCUGUCGCAAAAUCACAAGCUAAGGUUGUGGAUCCAAUUACUAAGAGACUGCUGCCCUCUGGUGUAGCGGGGGAACUGUGCGUUCGUAGUGCGUAUAUAAUGCGCGGCUACAUCAACAACCCUGAGGCGACGGCACGCACCAUUGACAGCGAUGGUUGGAUGCACACGGGAGACCUCGUGCAGUACGAUGACGAUGGCUUCCUUUACUUCAUCGAUAGACUAAAGGAUAUCAUCCGAAUCGCCCCUGAUAAAACAACUUCCAUUCAAGUAUAAAGUCAGAAAUUGGUAGCAUAUUAGCAGCAGCAGCAGCAACAGCAGCGGCAGUAGCAGUAGCAGCAGCAGUAGCC